Pristis pectinata (smalltooth sawfish) is the source of this 7515-nucleotide messenger RNA. RefSeq names its product centrosome-associated protein 350-like. Gene Ontology annotation, biological process: microtubule anchoring. Gene Ontology annotation, cellular component: centrosome. Lineage: Eukaryota; Metazoa; Chordata; Chondrichthyes; Rhinopristiformes; Pristidae. The transcript is spliced from 26 exons. The coding region runs from base 1 to 7515 and encodes 2504 amino acids. Gene Ontology annotation, molecular function: microtubule binding. The record is from RefSeq and is a predicted model, not a curated record.
AUGUUCUUUAUGCAAAUGAACCAUGGAGACCUUCUGGGACUACAGCCAGGUUUCAAUGCUGUCAAGUUAAUUUCUGAAGUUGAAAGCUCUACGGGUACUGACAAGUCAGAAGAGGCUCUUGCAGUGAACCCUCGCACCAACAGGAAGGCACUGAUGCGACAGAGGGACUAUGGACAUCAAGAAGCAGAGCAGAGAAGAAAACACCAACAGAAUUCCAGCAGGGAUCACGAGGCAACUCGCAGAGCUCAAAGCUGCUCAAAGGCAAUUAACCUGAAGGAAACCGCAAAAGUCAAUGGUUCGUACUCUUCUGAUGUCUUUUCAUGGAAGCAAGGCCAGAGGUUGAUAAGAAUGUUGCUUGGCCCACCCCCCAAGCCUCCACAGAGCCCAGCCACACCUCCAGACACCAAUGACAGGAACAGUCGAUAUCUUUCAGAUGAGAAAGUAAAAGACCCCGAGGAACAUGCAAGAUCAUCUUUUGAAAGGAGUCCCAGGAGAAGACCUUGCGUUGCAAUUGAGGAUGAUCAAUGUUGCAAUUCCAUGAGAAUUGGAUCGUUGGAAUCUGGACAGCCAUGUUUGGAGGCCAUGCAGAUAAAUGGAACCUUAGAGGGUUUACAGUCAGAAAAGACUGCUGGAAUGAACCAAAACUUUACUUGGAAGAUAGGAGGUGAUAACACAAACAUGGAGGGAAAGUGUUGUGAAGAUGAUCAGAAGAGCCCUGCUACUCCUAAGGGAGACAAACACCUUUUAUCUCAUGAAGAUGAACAAGGUGGCCCAAAUCACUGGAGCUGUAGCUCACCAAGGAAUUGUGCCAUGAGACAGAAACCCUAUUUAGGAGGCAAGAGAAGACCUUUACUUCCAGAACAUAGAGCAGGUUCCUCUAGUCCACUGCAGAGCAAAGCUGAGAUGGAAAACCAGGAAUGCUGGGCACGAUCUCCCGUGGCUCGGAGUUACAAUGCAGAGGAGGUCCGCGAGUACAUGAACAAGCAGGUGGCUAAGCGCAAAAGGAAGGAGAGUGAAAGGAAACAGUCGGCAAGGCAGGCUAUAGAGAUGAAGAAGAAGAGACUGCAGGAGGUCUACAGGAAACAGAAGGAGGCUAUCUCCAAACAAAAGCGAUGGAGACAGAGAGGCACUCGGCCUGCUCACCACUAUGCAGAUGGAUGUAAAGAUUCCACAAGGCCAGGAAAGAGUUUGGGGUCGGCUCAACCGAUGAAAGAUCAGAUACCAUCAAGGGACAGGCCAGAGUCUGGAGACUUGGAGGGAAGUGGGUCACACGAGUGGGAGUUGAAAUGCCCCGUGGGGUCAUCAUGUCGCUCGCUGCCUGGCCAGUGUAGCCCACUGAGAAUUCAAGGUCUGGAACCACUUCGUCGCUCCCCAAAGUUGUCGUCCAUCUCACCAGUCACCAACCGACCCCUCGCAGCACGGGAGCAGGAGCUGGGCUGCAACACCGCUUUCCGCAGCAGCUCUGAGUGCAGGAACAAGCAGCAGCGCAUUGAGGCCCUUCGCUCCAUGGCCACGGCCCUCAGCAGCCGCAUUGAGGAUGAGGCGAAGAGACUGUGUGUGGAUGUGGGGAUUCUGCCAAGCCCUGGAGGUCGUGGUAGCACCCUGGAAUGGAAACGAGACGGCUUGGCUCAGCCUGUGGGACUUGAUGCUGCAGUCAUGUGGGCUGGUGCUGGUGGACCGGAGUGGCAAAGUGUCCCAAGUAGCUGCCUGGUGACGUCACCAAGCGUGCCGACUGACUUCAGUCUCCCGCCCAACUCCCCGCAUAAGGAGGAAGGCCAAGCGGAAGCUGAGAGACCAAAGGUCAAGCGUGCCGAGAAUAAAACUGACCUGGAAGUUAAGGAACUCAUGGACGAGCUGCUGCAUAGUCCCUCUUCUCAGAGUGACGACUUCCUGUGGAGUGACUCUGAAGGUUGGUCAGAAUGUGAACUGCUCUGCAAACCCAGAAAGUCAAGCAACCAACUGCUGGAUGAAGACAAAGGGUUGGCGGAUCAGUGUGAUGGCGAUCUGGGGGCCCUCAGCAAGGGAAACCAUCAGCUGGAAAGGAAAGCCAGUGUGGAUGAGACUGCUUUUGAUGCACUUCAACCUGAGAACUGGUCCCUGGGCAGAAGAAGAUCUUGGGAAACGAACAACGUGCAAGAUGGCAACAAAUCCUUCUUGAUCCAGAAAAGUCAGAGGUUGGGUUCACACUGGUCACCAUCCAGGACCAUGCCGACCCUGCCUUCAGGAGGGAAGCAGUUUGGUAUUGUUGAACACAGCUGUAAUUAUGUGAGGUCUCAGUCCCCCAGAAACUCUGGUCUCUCCCCUCACAGUGGAACGCCAUUGGAUGAUUCCAGGCCUGCAGCCAGCCCCAGGAAAGUGACCACAAAUGAGAUGGUGAAGAGGAAGAAGGACCCUGUGACCCAGAGGGUAGCUGAGCUGAUGAAGCAACUCCAAGAGGAAACUGAGGAGUUAAGUUUCCGCUGUAGGAUGAAUACUUCCCUGAAAGAAGACUCAGUGCUGGAGGUGAAGAGGUCCUUGGUGUCCCCUGACUUCACUGAACAUUUGAGGAACAGCAGAAGCAGUGCAAGUGCAGAGAUCUCAGUGGAUGGGAAAGGAACUGCUCACACUUCAGUCACCCAUGGAUCACUGAUGAAGGAUAAGCUAAUGGAGCAGUCCCUUUGGUCCCUGUUGCCUUCUGAGAGCCAUUAUAGGCAGACAAUGGAAAAUAUUAAAAACCUGCAUUCUGGGGACAGCCGUGUACGGCACAGACCAAGCACUUCUUUUAGCAAGUUACAACCGUGGGAGGAAACAGGAAGGCCCAUCUUUGGGAACCAGGAUGCAUUCAGCCGUUUUGCCCUCGAGAUGGCUCACCAGUACCUGAAGGAAGAGGAUCUUCGAGCCAGGCACCAGGCAGCUCUGUUCCGACUGAGGGAGAAAGCACUAAAGGAGAAGACCAAGGCUGAGCUGGCUUGGCUGGAGCAUCAGAAAAUACAUCUCCAGGACAAAGGGCAGGAUGACAAACGGCCUGUCAUCAUCAGGAAGCAGCGGCAAGUUCUGCUGAAGCUACAAAAGGAGAAGGCAGAGAUCAGGCACCUCCAGAAUGCCUAUCGGGUCGCGCACCAGGAGAGGAAGCUCCUCCUGAAACAGCAGCAAGAGAUUUUUCGGAUUCAUCGGUCAACAGCACACCUACAGUGGCAGCUGAGCAGGUCUGCCACAGGCCCUUGGUUUUCAGGAGGGAAGGACACCUCAUCGCCUGCAGCUGCCGACAGUGAAUCCACACACUUGGCCGGUCCUGAGCCUGACCCAGAUGUGGGGUGCUCUUCCCCUCAGUCACUCUUGGGCAGUGAAGGCUGCUCGGCCAUGGACCGACUGAAGGAAAUGCACAGGAAACUGGAUGAAAGGUUCCUUUCUAAAAAAGAGGAGGAGCUGAUCAGGCGGCGGAGACAGGCCAUGGAUGUGCUGGCAUGGAAGCAACCUUUGGAUGUGGAGGAGCCUGUCAUUCACGGGACUGAGACAGAGGCUUUGGCCGCCUGGAGCCCACAAGUCAGGGAGCAAGUUCCAGGCACACGGGAUCCUUCCACGGAGAAAGAUAACAGCAAUGCUGAAGAAUGCUCCCAUUCCCCAGAAUCAACCAAGCACCUUGAGAUCAACAAAGUGAUGACACUGGCUGAAGACUUUUCUUUGGAUGAACUAAAUAGAAGGAAGCAGAAUGCGAAACCAGCUGAAACUUUGAAACAGAUCUCUACAGUUCUCGAACCUUCUGAAAACUUGGUGACGAAAGCAGCCAAGAUUCAAUCAGAGAAAGAUUUCCUCAUCAGUGAGACGGCUACAGAGCCAACAGUUGGAGAAACUCGCACCUCACCACUGAGACGUGAGCUGCCGAGCCACAAGGAGGUGGUGGGCAGCAUACGGAGUGAGCAAAGGAGGCGACAGAGAGAAAAGUUAAAGAUGGAGGAAGCUGAACUGUGCAGACAGCUGGAGGUGUAUGAUGCCUUUAUCAGUAGGACACAAGCUGAAUUGAUUUUGGAUGAUGACGUCAGCCAUGGUCUAAAGCCUCAAAUUAAAACCCCUGCUGCAGCCCAGUACAAGCCACAAGUUGAUUCUCCUCCGCCACAGAGAUCCAAUCUCCUUCAGCAUUCACCAAGAAAAGGUGCUACAAUACUUCAGCCACAAGACUUGCUUUCACAGCAAGAUGAAAAGGCUAAAGAUGUGGCAAAGGCAUUGAAACCACAAGAGAUAGCUGGAGCUGUGCACUUACCCUCACCUGGUAAAUCUGAGACUGAUGAAAAGCCAUCCUAUGGCCCCAAUACCCAGCUACCUCCUCCUUCCCAUCCUAUUAAUGAGAUGCAGAGUGAAGAAAGCCAUCCAGGAACUUUUAAACUGUGUGUCUGCCCAGAAUGGUCUGGCAGUUUGGACAUUGCUAUUGAGCAAUCAGAUCCAUCCCUCACCUCCAGGGCAGUUCUACAAUAUAAUGGGUCUGACUCUUCAGCUUGCAAUAGAACCAAAAGCAGUAAUGACCUAUUAUCUAUAAAAUGCCCCCCUGAACAAAAUGCAGCCAUAUCUCCAUCAAAAGAAAAGGAAUCGUUUCAAAGUAUGUCCCAUUUGCACCCAAAUGAAUUUUGGAACAAUUUUCCCACCAAGGCAGCAGAUCGUUCUUCACAAAACUCUUGCCAGAAUUUUGUGAAUAGCAAUACUAAACAGAAAGCAGAUCACGGGGAGGAAUUUGAGAUAAAUCAAUCGAGCACUAUUGUCACGAAUGCAAAAGACAUCAAAGAAAAUGGAUUUGGAUUCCCUCAUCAUUCGGCAAAUAUCUCUGGUUUCACGCCGCCUUUUAGCCAGCAGCCUGCUUUGGAGUUAAGAGCAAACAAACCCACAAAUGAGCUUGGUGGUCAGGAAAGGGUAAUUACUGAAUCACCCCCUAGAAAGACUGAUAAUCUCUGUAAACAAGCUUCAGUUCUUCCUCCGCUGAGCAGCAGCUGCUCGCUGAAAGAGGAUGCAAGUUUGGCACAUGGUCAGCAGACUGCUGCUAGAGACUCCAGGACUGCAGAAGUUAUUUCCCCAGAAAGCUUCCUUUCAUUCAUUGAUGACUUUCCCAGCACUGAAGAUAAGUCAGAAGAUAUGGAAAAAGACUUGUUGAGCAAAAGAGAUGUGCAAUCAUCUGUGAAAAGUACUUUGUGUACAAAUGAAAUAUUCCCAUCUUUACCUCAAGAAGCAAGUUCAUUAAGAAGUGAAACAGUUGAAGAAGUGACCUCGUGUUACAAAGAUCAGGUACCUCUAGCUGAAGGCAUUGCAUCUGGAAGUGUUGAACUGCCAUUUUUGAAUGCUGAAGAGGUAUUGUGGAGACAGCAAGAUUUAUUGCCAGUUUUAAAGUCCAGUUGCAAAAAGAAAGAUUUGGCCAUUCCACUCGUUGACUCAUCAGCUGAGAAGGAACAGAUACCUCCUGUGGAAGAAAUCUCAUUCACAAAUGAGGAAUUGCCAUCUCCACUUGAGGAAGACAAUCCGCUCAGUAUGAAGGAGUUGAACUCUCAAGUUGAUGAAUUAAUGCUGUAUGAAACUGAAGUCUCUUCGUUUCCUGCUGAAGCUGGUAUCUCAUUUGAAACUGAAGAAUUUCCUCCAUCGCCUCAAGAAAUUACUAUGUUCCCAAACAAAGAGCUUCCAUCUCCAUCAAGAGACAAUGGCAUUGUUCGAAUUGAAGACUUAGCUCAAUCAUCUGUCGGCAACUCUUCCGUACGUGAAUCAUCUGUGGGUGAUAAAAACAGUGGUAUGAACACUGAUGAAUUCACUCGCCUUCCUCCUCCACCUCUUGAAGAAAUGGUGGAAGAAAGGAAAAGCAAUGACACAGAGAAAUACAAAUGUCCCCUCAGAGCAAAUAGAGACAAGGAAACCCCCUCAGUGUUUUGUGGACAUAGUCUCUUGUUAGAACCCUCAAGAAUCCACCUACCUCAAACAAAGCAACAAAUGGUCGAUCCUUUAAGGUCCUUUACUAUCAGAGAUCAAGUGUUGGUAGAUAAUAAGGAGCCUGAUUCCUUAAAAGUUAAAGGACACAUGUCAUUUGGUCAGGAUUACUGGGCUGGUGCAGAAAGAGAACAUGAUGGAGCCUUCUGUGAGCUGAAAUCCAUGGAAUGCACAAAGAAAUGUAACAUUGGUGUCACUCCAGAAAAGCUUUUCCACCAAUGGGAUUAUUCUGAUGUUAAUACCGACGUCACUGACAGUGAAGGCUCAUUCUCUGAGGGAUCACCCAUUCUAAACCAGAAAGGUCUGGAUGAUGAUUUGAAGCAAGCUCAUUCUUUUGAAGAGGAAUCUGAGAUGAAACUAAAGGAGAAGGGAAUUGCUUCCCAGGUGAAAGACAAAAGACCUAUUUCAGACCAAGGCAACCAAGGAGAGGCACAUUGUAGUAGUAACAAUAAUCUUGAACUGGAAUGGGUAAUUCUGGAGUGUGCAAAGGCAGUAGAAUCAUUUGUAGAUUCUGAAGAUUUGCUGGAUGCUGAAAUGGAGCCAAAACCACACUUAGAAGAUUAUCUAAAUUCAGAAGGCUUAGUCUGUACUUGGUCUCAACAGCACCUUGUGGGCAAAGUCAGUGAGCAGUCAUUGAAUGACACUGAACAAUAUCUCACAGAAUACCUUGUGGAAGGAACUUUGGGUGAUGUGACUCGCAUAAGAGACCAGGAAGAUCAAAGCACCCAAAAGAAGCUCAGCCAACAUCAAAUCAAGCAAUGUUCUGCUGAAUUGAUUCGGCAAAACUCCCAGCCAGUUAAAGGACAGAGAGGUCAUGAUAGAUCCUACAAAGAAGUUACUGACCUUCUCAGAGUAGACUGUAUGCAACUCCAAGAUAAAGUUAGAAUUACAAAGGCCAGCUGCAGCCAAGAAUCCAUGGAAAAUGUGACCAGAAAUUUAGUCACAGAAAUCAUAGAUGAAGCCACAAAAGUAUAUAUAAAAAUCAAGAGAAAACGUAUUGGAAAUACAGAAACAAAACUAAUUCUCUAUUCUCAGCCUGCAGUAGGAUGUUUGACUCCAUUGAAAAUGAUGCAUAAUGCAGGGAUAUCGGGAAACGGCCAGGAUAUGGGCAAUGAAAAGCUGAAAGGACUUCAGCCCUUCCCAGGCACAAAAACCCACGGACAGAUGUUUCUGCUGGACCACUGGUGUUCUGCUCCCUGGAGGCAGUCAGAGGAAACCAUUUUUGUUGUGCCUCAUAACUUCACAGACAUUCAACGUUUGGUUGGAAAUGCUGUCAAUGCCCUAUGGAACCAACGUGGCCAGCUUCAAGUUGGCAAUGAGAUCAAUAUGUUGGAGUUCCAAAAGGAUAAGGAUACUGAUGAAAUGGAUGCUGAUGGAAAAAGCAAGAGAGUCUACAAACAGAUUCAGGAACUGCAAGAAGAAGAGAGUCACUGGGUUGAAUAUGCUGAUGAUGAACUUGCAGUGAAGAUGAAGCUCACUGAGGACAUCUUUAACAUCCUGGUUCAUGAUACUGCAGAUAUCCUCAGCACCAUCUGUGGCAAGAAGCUGGCAGAACAAGAGCUCAUUUGUUCCAGCACAUGA